AUGGAUGUUGCUACAAGUGCCGAGCAAGAUGACGACAUCAUAAACAUUCAGAAUGAGCUUGAAUUGUUCAGGUCCAGGUAUAACGAGAUGCUACUCUUGUCGGGGCCCGUUCUUGUGGACUCCCUCCGUUCCCUCACUUCGGUGCAGACUGCUCUUUUGAUGAUAGCUGGCGCACGGAAUCUUUCUCAAGUCACGGAAGACGACUUUGUCGUUAUUCACUCCUACAUGAUUGAAAACGGUUGGCAACAAGCUACCACGACCGCCUUCUUCGAACAAACAUCUGGGGAGGGAGGAGAAGUGGAAGAAACUCAGCUGCUGCCUAGGACAGCAUUGUUGGCAGCUGUACCACAGGUUGAUACAGAGCUCACCAGGUGGGGCCCGUUGAGCGCCGAAGAUACCCAUUCACAAGUACAAUGUGAACCAUGUUUGAAAUUGAGAAGAACAUGUGAUCUGGGACGGCCAAUUAUCCACAUCGUCACGUCACGACCGAAGACAGCCUCCCUCCCCUUAGUCGCUCUCACGGUCCUAGCCACGACCGACUGA
Messenger RNA from Tremella mesenterica DSM 1558, 543 nucleotides. RefSeq lists its product as uncharacterized. Lineage: Eukaryota; Fungi; Basidiomycota; Tremellomycetes; Tremellales; Tremellaceae. The record is from RefSeq and is a predicted model, not a curated record. The coding region runs from base 1 to 543 and encodes 180 amino acids. The transcript has 3 exons.